Molecule: messenger RNA, 1301 nt
Organism: Ostrea edulis (European flat oyster)
Lineage: Eukaryota; Metazoa; Mollusca; Bivalvia; Ostreida; Ostreidae
Exons: 5
Coding region: 53-670 (205 amino acids)
Source: RefSeq, a predicted model, not a curated record
GCGUAUCCGUGUUACUCGUUAUUUAGAGGUCUGGCAGUCUGCAGAAAAAAAAAUGGUUCAUGGACUUUGUUUCCAGAUAGUUUUUCUUGCCAUUGCUGCACAUUGUACUUUGGGUCGUGAGGUAGAAGCUACGAAUGGACAGCUUUUUUGUGUGUACACCAAGGAUGCCUUUCCUGAGAAAAUAUUCGACAAGAAAUUCGAUAAUACAACUGAAAUGUGUUGUAAUAAAUCAGGAACGUAUAAUAGAUAUGACAAUCAAGGACGGAGACUGGAGUGCUGUGGAAACGGAACAUACAAUCCAGAAAUCGAGAUCUGUUGUGCUGACCAAGUACACGACAAGAAAAGCAUGUGCUGUGGAAAUAAAGUUUACAACAAAGACGAUGUGAAUAAUACCGAGCACCUGCAAAAAGACGAAUGUUGUGGAAUUCAGGUUUUCUCAUCUCACUCCGAAAGACGACGCUAUUGUAAUGAUGGGAUUAAGAAUGCUAGUGAAAGGUCCAAUGGAAGAAAUCCAUCUAGAAAGGGGAACAAACGAAAGCCUUCCUUGAGCUUCCUGUUUUCUUGGAGCGGUAGGAAAUGGAAAAGAAAAUAUCCCCUUUUUCUGAUUAACAUUAUUCUUGGUAAUGCUGAUGUUUCUAUCGGAAAACCUCCCAGAAGACUUCGGUUCUGAUGGGGAAUGUUUUUCACAGGGUGUCAAAGUGAGCUUUAAACUUCCAAAUGUUCAAAAGAAAAAGUAUUUCUGUCUGGAGCAGAAACAGUUGUAAUUUUCAUUUUCCUUGGUUGUUGUCUUAAUAUACAUGUGUAUGAUUGAUAGAAGUAAAUUGUUUGUAAUAUUUAAAGGAAGAAUCUACGUAAUUGAUUACUGGGCUGGUAAUCAAUUACGUAGAUUCUUCUUUUGUGUAAUCCCCUUCCAACGAAACUGAAAGGAUUUUAGUUUUUAUCUGUAUGUCCGUUUCAAUGUUAUUGUUUUCUGGGAUUUGUUUACCCCGAUUUGGAAGAUGAAAUUUGGUAUGUGAUUUGGUAAUAUGUGUUAAUAGAGCAAAUUUAAGUUUCAUCAAAAUUGACCCAUGUUUACGAGAAUUAUGGGCCUUAGUACAAAAUGUAGUUGUGUAGACUUUUUUCUACUGAGAAACUUGAAUUUGAUGUAUGGUUAUUUGAGGAGUAGACGUUCAUCAUGUUUCACUUUUGGUUGACAAAACUUCUUUAAUUCUGAUAUUCUGUUUGUCUAGUUAUCUGUGUAGUCUUUUUAUUGUGUUAGUUGCCCAUCAUUUACUGAAUACAAUCAAUAUGUAUUGCUGAUA